Messenger RNA from Penicillium malachiteum, 336 nucleotides. RefSeq lists its product as uncharacterized. The record is from RefSeq and is a predicted model, not a curated record. The transcript is spliced from 2 exons. Bases 1 to 336 code for a protein of 111 amino acids. Lineage: Eukaryota; Fungi; Ascomycota; Eurotiomycetes; Eurotiales; Aspergillaceae.
AUGGACUUAGAGCCGUUGCUCCAAGGCUACCAGUUUGAAUACAAUUGGCAAACCAAAGCGGCAGCACGGCUCUACUUCGCCCUACUGGCCCGAAUUGACGACCCAGGUCUGAUGUCAGACUCGGUUGAGCUUCCAUCAUCAAUCCCCAAUGACGAGCAGCCAGGCACAGGAACAGAGGCUAUACAGUCGCUACUCAGUCUGAGAGCACCACAAACGCUUCAAACAUUACCAAUUCUCCCCCGCCCGGACCUGAUGAUCAGACUGCAAAUGCUCACGCCGCUAGCAACGACGUUCAGCCUACCCUCUUGCUCACGAUGUUUUGACCAUGAAGUCUGA